Messenger RNA from Phytophthora nicotianae INRA-310, 141 nucleotides. RefSeq lists its product as hypothetical. NCBI's taxonomy places the organism in Eukaryota, Oomycota, Peronosporomycetes, Peronosporales, Peronosporaceae. The transcript has a single exon. Bases 1 to 141 code for a protein of 46 amino acids. The record is from RefSeq and is a predicted model, not a curated record.
AUGCAAACCGAAGGUGCGCGGGUCAAUUUUCGUAUCGGACGGUUGGCAAAAUGUGCGCAGGGAACACAUAACCGGAUCCAUUUUGACGCUCUUUGGGAAAUCUCUCCGCUUUGGUGUUCACGAAGACGGAGAUCGACAUGA